This is a messenger RNA of Pseudopodoces humilis (Tibetan ground-tit), 2203 nucleotides long. NCBI's taxonomy places the organism in Eukaryota, Metazoa, Chordata, Aves, Passeriformes, Paridae. The record is from RefSeq and is a predicted model, not a curated record.
GCUGCCCACGGAGCUGCUUUGUGCCCGGCCGAGGGACAGAGCCCAUGGCUGGCCCCGGGCAGCUGCAGCGCUGGCUCAAUGAGGCCACUGACCCGAGUGUCUCCGAGGAAAACUGGGAAUGCAUCCAGCGGUUCUGCGAGCAGGUGAACGUUGGCACAGAGGGCCCGUUGUUUGCGCUGAGGCUGCUGGCACACAAAAUCCAGUCCCCUCAGGAGCGGGAAGCUCUCCACGCUCUCACAGUGCUGGAGACCUGUGUGAACAACUGUGGUGACAGAUUUCACAGUGAAAUGGCAAAAUUCAGGUUUCUGAAUGAGCUGAUUAAAGUGCUCUCCCCAAAGUACUAUGGAAUCUGGUCUUCAGAAAAAGUCAAGUCGAGGGUCACAGAAGUGAUAUUCAGUUGGACAGUUUGGUUUCCUCAGGAAGUCAAAAUCCAGGAUGCUUAUCAGAUGCUGAAGAAACAAGGGAUUGUAAAAGAAGAUCCCAAACUGCCAGAAGACAAAAUUUUACCUCCCCCUUCUCCAAGACCUCAGAAUUCUAUUUUUGACACAGAUGAAGAGAAGUCCAAGCUCCUGGCCAGGCUCCUGAAGAGCAGCCACCCCAAGGACCUGCAGGCAGCCAACCACCUGAUCCAGAGCGUGGUUAAAGAGGAACAAGAAAAGUCAGCUCAGGUGUCCCGGAGAGUGAACACCAUCAGUGAGGUUUCUGAGACUGUCCGACGUGUGGAGGAGUUACUGGAGAACUACAGGAGACAUGAAUUAUCCCCAGCUGACCAGGAGACCCUACAGGCUCUGCUCCAGCACUGUGAGAAGCUCAGGGCGCUGCUCUUCCGCCUGGCCAGCGAGGCACUGCCUGACGAGGAGGCUCUAGCCGAGGUCCUGCAGGCCAGUGACAAGCUCUCAGGGGUGCUGGGGCAGUACAGGCAGGCUGUGGCCAGCCAGGAGAACGGCGAUGGAGCAGCUCCAGCUGCCAGCUCUGCCCGUGCACCAGCAGCCCCACGGCGCAUGAAGAGCUACACGCUGAUCGACUUCUCCGAGCUGGAGCCCGUGGCCCAGACCCCCCCAGAGCCCUGUGCAGACACAGCCUCAGCCUCCCAGCACGGCAGCACAGCCUCCAGCUGCCUGCUCCAGGACGAGUUCCAGUCCCUAGGUCUCAGCAACUCCCCUGCCAUACAGAAACCACCACCCAAUUUUGGCCUAGCAGAGCCUGCUGUACACAAUGGAUUUAGGGAAGGUGUAAGUGCUGUACAAACCCUGGGACCACAGGAGAGUUGGGAAGAUGGCUGUGCAGGGAAGAGUGAAUUCCAGAGCCCGGAUCAACAGCUCUCUCCACUGUCCAGGACCAAAACAUUCUCUUUGGAUUUAUCACCAAUGAAAUUGCCCUUUCCAGAUCUUCCACAUAAGUCAGUGGCAGAUCCUCCACUCCUCAGUCCAGGCUACGAGCUGAAGCCUGUUGCCUCUUUGCAUCCAGCUUCCUAUGAUGCUUCUCUAGAAAACCUGUUUGUGCCUUUAAUUUCAGUUACACCAAGCACUAUCUGUCCACUCACUGUGUAUGACAGGAAUGGUUUCAAGGCCAUGCUCCACUUCUCCAGAGACCCGGCUCCCGGCCGCCCAGACGUGCUGGUGAUGGUUCUGUCCAUGCUGAGCACCUCAGCACACCCCAUUAGGGACAUAGUGUUCCAGGCUGCAGUCCCAAAGACCAUGCAAAUAAAGUUACAACCAGCCUCUGGUUCUGAGCUGCCAGCCUUCAACCCUCUCCUCCCACCUGCAGUGGUGUCACAAGUGCUGCUGCUCGCCAACCCACACAAGGUGCUGCUGGACCCCAUCCGCCUGAGGUACAGACUGAUGUUCACGCAGGGCGUGCAGCCCUUCAGUGAGGAGGGAGAGGUGACUGGCUUUCCAGAAGCACAGCUCUGGGCCAGGAGCUGAAGUGCAGCUGGCUCGGACACUGCCGCAGCUGGGGAAGGGCUGGGGACCAGCAGUGCUGGCCAGCACUCCGUGAGGGCAGCUUUUCUGGGGAUCUGCCGCCUCCUUCCUCCUGUGUGUGCCCGACGGGAGGAGCUGGAACUGGCUGCUUGUGCCACAGCCCGUCCGUGUAGCCGAGCGUGCUUUCCAGGAGCCUGCGGUCCCGGAGCAGGCUCCGUGCUCCUGCCCCGCACGCCCUUCCUGAUGCUGCCUGGGCCAUUUCCCCUCUACUUCUUGAAUUA